Insectozyma verbasci is the source of this 516-nucleotide messenger RNA. Lineage: Eukaryota; Fungi; Ascomycota; Pichiomycetes; Serinales; Debaryomycetaceae. The record is from the annotation of a GenBank genome assembly.
AUGCUUAAUUCAGAUAUAUUUGUUGGUGGUAAACAAUGGGAGAAUACUGAAGAAAAUAAAUUACCUAAUAAUAUACCAGAAGUAGAUGAAGUUGGUGCUACAUCUGCUCCUUUGUUAUCUGCAUCUUAUUAUAUUGGUGAUAAAUGUAAACCUUUUAAUGAUGAUUUUAUGCAAUGUAAAAAUGAAAAUAAUGGUGGUGAAUUGAAUUGUUUAAAAGAAGGUAGAAGAGUAACAAGAUGUGCAAUUAGUGUUUUAAAAGAUAUAAAUAAAUAUUGUUUUGAUGAAUUUAAAUUACAUUAUGAUUGUUUAGAACAAAAUAAUCAAUAUUUUAAUAGAUGUAGAUCAUCAGAACAUUUAUUAAGUAAAUGUGUUUUAACAAAUUUAAAUUUGAAAAAAGUUGUACCUGGUGUUAAAGAUCAAAUACAAGAUAAACAAUAUCCAAUUUAUAAAACUGAUUCAAAUGAUAUUAAACAAGUUCAACAAUUUUUAAAAUCAAAAGAGACCAAUUCAAAUUAA